Wasmannia auropunctata (little fire ant) is the source of this 2075-nucleotide messenger RNA. It is a transcript of the gene Kdsr, whose product is annotated as 3-ketodihydrosphingosine reductase. The transcript has 4 exons. The coding region runs from base 88 to 1233 and encodes 381 amino acids. The record is from RefSeq and is a predicted model, not a curated record. Gene Ontology annotation, molecular function: 3-dehydrosphinganine reductase activity. NCBI's taxonomy places the organism in Eukaryota, Metazoa, Arthropoda, Insecta, Hymenoptera, Formicidae. Gene Ontology annotation, biological process: sphingolipid biosynthetic process. Gene Ontology annotation, cellular component: endoplasmic reticulum membrane.
UGGAGAGAUCAAAGGGGAUACUGGUUUGACGACCGCAGAGGGCGUGGAUUGUAUUCGCUGUAGGUACAUAAGAAAAGCGCGAGGCAGAUGUUUUUGCUGACGUACUGCAUUGUCUGCGUUGUACCGCUCGGCGCUCAGGAACUCGUUUCACGCUUCACGUGUCUUGCGACUCUUGCGAGGUGGUUUCCCGCGCGAUUUGUCGUAGUUCUGAUAAACAGCAUCACAAUGACGUUCGACUUGUAUAAUAUCAUACAGUUCACUCUGCUGCCAAUUGUCGUGCUCAGCAUCCUCGUUACGAUUCGGCCGAAAAAGAUGAAAGACAUCAGGAACAAGCACGUUGUCGUGACCGGCGGCUCUAGCGGCAUUGGAAAAUGCCUGGCGAUUCUCGCCGCGAAGAAGGGAGCGAAUGUCACGAUAAUCGCGAGGAACGUGGAGAAUUUGGAGAAGGCCAAAGACGAGGUGCUGCAAGCGUGCGUGAACAAGGACGCGCAGAAGGUGGAGUGUCUGCCUUUGGACAUUGGAAAGGAUUACGAGACUGUCGAGAAGGCACUGGCCGAACUGGAGAAAAAUAUGGGACCGGUUCACAUGCUCGUAAAUUGCGCUGGCCUGGCGAUCGCCGGCAAAAUAGAAGACACCACCGCAGAGGAUCUCGACAAAAUGAUGCGCACGAAUUUCCUCGGCACAUAUUACUGCACCAAGGCUGUUGUGCCGAGAAUGAAGGCGUCCAAAGAAGGAACGAUUGUACUUGUGUCCUCUCAAGCUGGCCUCCUAGGUAUCAUUGGAUACACCGCUUACAGCAGCACGAAAUUCGCCCUCCGUGGCUUAGCGGAGAGCUUGGCGAUGGAACUGCGGCCGUACGACAUCUCUGUUACCCUGUGUCUGCCAGCGGACACGGACACGCCUGGUUACGCCAUGGAAGAGCUGACGAAGCCGAUUGAAACGAAGGCCAUAUCGGAGAUGAUAAAGCUGGUCCAGCCCGAGGUCGUUGCCGAGAAGGCUCUCGAGGACGCGCUGGCAACAAAUUUCUUCUCUUAUGUUGGCCUGGAAAGCUUCGCACUGACGACGAUGUGCGCGGGAAUGUCGCCGAUCAAGUCGUUUUCCCAGCUGUUCGUGCAAGUGCUGCUGAUGGGCCCGUUGAGACUCAUCGGUGCAAUCCAACAUUUCGUCAUGCAGAAAAUCAUCGAAAAAUGCCAGCAACGUACGAGUCCUGAGGUCGUAAAAAAGGUAGAAUAAAAGAAAAAGAAAAUUUUCUUAUAAUAUCCUGUGAUCUAUGACCAAAAUAUUCCGUUCUAAGGUGGAUCAUUCAUUUGAUAUAGCUUUAAUAAGCUUUCUUGCUCCGUACCAUCGUGCAUCGUAUAUCGUAACACAAUUUAUUUGCUAUAUAAAUCACAAAUUUUCUUUUUUCUUUUUUUCUUUUUACCGAAAUCUACUCUUGUAAUAAAAACGAAGUUACUUUAUAACGAUGCACGUAUGACAUAAAGAUGUGAGCUCUUAAUACAUGUGUUUAUAUAAUACAACGAUCGUGCUUGCAACAUCGUAACACAAUUUAUUUGCUACAUGAUUCACAAUUUUUUUUUUUUUUUUUUUUAAACGAAAUACUACUUUUGUAAUAAGAAUGAAGUUUAUAACGAUGCAAGUGUGAUUAACGUAAAGAUGUGAGCUCUUCCUAAUACAUACACGUGUUUAUAUUACAAUGAUAAAUAUAAGUUAUGUGAAAGAAGAUAGAUACAUAUACAUGACAGAUUAUUUUAAUAUAUAAUGCGAUAUGCAAAGCAGAAAAAAAGUCUCAAAACAAUUUAAUUGCAUUUACAUGAUUGGCACAUUUUUUUUUUUUUACCGAGUCUACUCUAGUGAUAAGAACGAAAUUUAUUUUUAUAAUGAUAUGUGAGUGCCGGUAAAGAUGUGAGGUUUUUCUAACAUAUACAAUGUAUAAUAUUUAGAACAAUGAUAAGUAUAAGUUGUGUGAAAAGAGAUAGAUAUGAAAGAUUACUUUAAUAUAUAGUGUAACAUGCGGUAAUACGACGUACGAAUUAAUGUACGAAGGAGCGAAAGAAAUAAAACACGGUCCUCUUUAA